UGCGUAGGCGGCGGUGGGGCCUGGAUAAACAACAACGGCAGCGGUGCCGCCGCUGCCGCCGCCAGAAAAUCAUGGAAGGAAGAACAUCAUCUUCAAGUCAUGUCAGUGUGGGAACCUUCAGAAAAGUACUGCUGGUUUAGAUGAGGAGUCUGCUAAGUGUGUAUGCACAUUUUCGUAUACCAAAGAAGAAAACAAACACCAAGUCAGAGGAUGUCCAAGUUCAGUCCCCUUUGGCAAGGCUCCCAGGCUCCCACCAUUGGGACUACCCUUUAAAAGAGUGGAAAUUAAGUGCCAACAACAGAGAGCCUUCCACAAAAGGAAAAAGGCAAAAGGACUGUGACAGACACAGCUCUAAUGAUGAAGAAUCAAUUGGGCAACCCAAAGUUAUCUUGACGAAUGUCCUGAGGACGAAAAUAGGAAGAAAAUACACACAGGCGCAACCUAAAACGGGUGCUAAUUUUUCUGAUGCUGGCAAGCUGCAGUCAGAUCAACCACCCUCGUCAUCUGCUGCCAGCCUAAAGAUAUGGCAAAUUUUAAACCCUACUCUCCAAAGCCUUUUUCUGUCUAAAAGGCAACCCAAAGUUAUCUUGACGAAUGUCCUGAGGACGAAAAUUGGAAGAAAAUACAUAGACAGCCACGUAAUAAUUGAUGCAAAUUUAUCUGAUGCUGACAAAUUACAAUCGGGUCAACUACCCUCAUCAUCUAUUGCCAGCCUACAGACAUGUCAAAUAUUAAGUUCUCCUCAUGAAAGUUCUUUUCUGUCUAAAAGGUCUGAGCAUUGCCUGAGAAAGACAGAUGAUCUGUGUAAAUUGACCAAGGCUUCCAAGGAACCAGAAAAAAAUAAUGCCUUCACUUUUAGAAGACAGGAGCUGCAGAAGAAAGAAAACAAGAACUAUGAUGAACUGGAAAAGAGGAGCAGAUACGUGAACAGUACCACUCUUAGUCAGAAGGAAUCUGGCUCUUUUGAUUCUGAGAAAAGGAAAAGAAGAUCUAGUGGCCAUAUUUCUGAUGACUGUAAUGUACACAUUCCAGAAAAAUCACUUCUACUGUCUAAGGAGCAAAGACUGAGUUCAACUCGGUCUCAGGGCCGCAGAACACCCUGUGAGGAUGCACAAGGUCACAGAUCUAAUACAGUUCUGGUGCUGGAUUGUAUUCCCCAGCCAUUAGAGAGAGACUGUACAGACACUUCCACCCACAAUCACUUAAGGCCUGCUCCCAGCUGCACAGAGGAACCUGGCUCAGAGUGUCCUCCCAGAAAUUUGUCAGAGAAACAGCUUUCUGCCACCAGUGAGGAUGUGAUUUCACCACGAGUUAGUACCAUCAGGAAAUUAAAGAUGGACACAUCACAGUACCUGAGCAAGCUGCGGAACAGAAUCUGCAGGGGUAAUCGGCAACGUGUUUCAAAUGACCCAAUUGUCCUUUCCAGUGAUGAUGAAGAUGGACCUUCUGAACCAAAAUGCACAGAGCUGCUGCAGGAUAAUAUCACUGAGAAUAAAGAAACAGACCAACAGUCUGACUUCUGUUUUUCAGCAAAGCAAUUGGAAGACAAGAUGGAAAGUCACACAGAGCAGGUAUUUUUAACAGAGUCAACUGAAGAUAAAUGUCCUAUCAGCUUACCUUCUGGAGGCACACCUAGAAAACAGAUGAACCCAGCAUUGGAUGUUGAAUUUGAUAGUCUAUACAUUGGGAAAUUUAAAUGGCUAUCAACAGGUCCUGCUAGGUUUACAACCAAGUACAUUACGAUCCCAUUUCAAGUGGCUCUUAAUAAGAAUAUUAAGCUGACAGUGGAUACUCUGGAUCUGAGAAGGUUUGGCUUGUGGAGAAGUGAUGGUGGCUGUUCUUCAACAAUGAUCAUUUUCCUUUGGUUGUCUGUGGAUUAUGUAGAAAAGAUUGAAACCCAACUAGGAAAGUUAGUUAUCAGCAAGCCAUCCAAAUCUAGUGAAUUUGUAUUUCUUGAACUGUCCCAACCACUCACAGAAUGGGAAGAAGACAGACUGACUGAAUUGAUUACAGGUGUGAGCAAGAAGAACAGAGCACCAGACCUCCUUGAGUUUUUGUCUUUGAAGCAAGCAUUACCCUUGUUUAAGGACCUUUCUCCUGAAGAGAGCUCUUUUAUGAGUUACAGUAAGGAUCUACUAAAGCAAUGUAUGCCAAAAGAGAAUAUCUCAGGUGCUCAUGAGCCUGCAGUUCAGGAAUCAAAACCAAAAGUGGCCAGGCCCAGUUAUACCCUCACAAAUAAGCAGAAUAGUGGUUGUUAUUCAAUCUCUCUGUCCUCUGUACUGAAUGAAGAAUGGAAAGAAGUAAGAGAAACCGGAGCAGUUAAGAAUUUAAUUGUUUAUCCACCUCCACCUGCAAAAGGAGGACUGGGAGUCACAAGAGAAGACCUAGAGUGCUUAGAAUACGGAGAGUUUCUCAAUGAUGUCAUAAUUGAUUUCUAUCUUAAAUACCUGUUGUUGGAGAAGGUGCCAAAACAUCUUGCCGACCGUACGCACGUUUUUAGCAGUUUCUUCUAUAAGUGCCUGACCAGGACAGAAAAAAACUCUGAGGGGGAUCUCAAAGUUUCAGCGGCACAGAGAAGACACAGAAGAGUAAGAACAUGGACUCGUCAUAUAAACAUCUUCAGUAAAGAUUAUAUCUUUGUGCCUGUGAAUGAGGAGUCUCAUUGGUACAUUGCAGUUAUCUGUUUUCCUUGGUUAGAAGAAGCUGUGUAUGAGGAGUGUCCCCAUCAGAAUUCAUUGCAUCACCAGCCUCAACAGUCUCCGCUUCGGUCAGAGAGUGAGAACAGUAGAACUGAUUCAGUGUUGGCCUUUCCUGGUAACUGCAAGGAUGAAGAAGAAAUGGAUGCUAACAGAAGUUUAUUCUCAAAAGGUGGCAAUGAAAUUGCUGCUUCUGCUUCAGUUCUGGAUUCAGGUAUUUCUAAAAUCUCCCUGAGUAAUUCCAAAAGGCAGAUUUGUAAAAGGCCUUGUAUACUCAUCUUAGAUUCUUUGAAAGCUGGUUCUGUGCAGAAAACAGUUCAGGUUUUGAGAGAGUACCUUGAAGUGGAAUGGGAAGCUAAACGAAAAACGCAUCGAGAAUUCAAUAAAUCAACAAUGAUUGACCUGUGUCCCAGAGUGCCUAAACAAGAUAACAGCAGUGAUUGUGGAGUCUAUUUACUGCAAUAUGUGGAAAGCUUCUUCCAGAAUCCCAUAGUUAACUUUGAACAGCCGCUGAAUCUGGAGAAGUGGUUCCCUCGUCAGCUGAUCAGAAGCAAAAGAGAAGAAAUUCGAGACCUGAUCUUGCAACUGCACUUUCAACAGCAUAGUGGCAGCAGCAGCUAAUAAAUCUGAUAAGCCAGACCUGGCAAAGAACAUUGCUGUAUAAAGAAACUGGAACGCUGCUUAGCAGCAUUUGGGCUUUUUCUGCCUUGCAAGGAAGAAAAAAAAAAAAAGAA
Messenger RNA from Harpia harpyja (harpy eagle), 3430 nucleotides. It is a transcript of the gene SENP7, whose product is annotated as SUMO specific peptidase 7. The transcript is spliced from 25 exons. Gene Ontology annotation, cellular component: nucleus; cytoplasm. The record is from RefSeq and is a predicted model, not a curated record. The coding region runs from base 141 to 3317 and encodes 1058 amino acids. Gene Ontology annotation, biological process: protein desumoylation. Lineage: Eukaryota; Metazoa; Chordata; Aves; Accipitriformes; Accipitridae. Gene Ontology annotation, molecular function: SUMO-specific endopeptidase activity.